Messenger RNA from Actinia tenebrosa (Australian red waratah sea anemone), 939 nucleotides. RefSeq lists its product as uncharacterized. The record is from RefSeq and is a predicted model, not a curated record. Gene Ontology annotation, molecular function: G protein-coupled receptor activity. Gene Ontology annotation, biological process: G protein-coupled receptor signaling pathway. Gene Ontology annotation, cellular component: plasma membrane. NCBI's taxonomy places the organism in Eukaryota, Metazoa, Cnidaria, Anthozoa, Actiniaria, Actiniidae.
AUGGAAUAUCUCGUGCCAUCAUUUGUUAUACUAGGAGUUGGCGCAGCAACGAUAAUCUUUGCUAUACUUGCGACAACCGCAAAUGGUCUGCUUUUGUUCGUUAUUUAUAAAGAUCCCAGUAGAUGUCUCCGAAGACCAUCAACUGGGUUUAUCACAGCAUUGUCCAUAACAGAUCUUUUAACAGGACUUGUGGCAAUGCCUACAUAUGGUGUAGCAGUCCUGGAAGGAAUGUCGGAUGGGUCCUUUAAGCUUGGGCUUCGCACGGUUGCGGUGUUUUGUGGAGUCAUCACCUACACUAGCGGAGUCCUUCUCGUUGUGGCUCUUGCACUGGAAAGAAUACUUGCCUGUGGAUUUGUCACAUUUCAUCGCAACCACGUUCGAUUCAGAACCACCAUUUUCGUUUCUUGCUUUAUCUGGCUCUAUAGUGUUUUCUUUUCUGUGCUGCAAUUUCUCGGGAUCAAGGAUGACACGUACUACAUUGUAGAUAUCUCCCUGCAUCAUGCAAUACCACUUAUGACAAUGGCACUAGCAUAUGCUGCCCUGCGUUGGCUGAUUAAAAGGCGCUACCGCAUAAUAAUUCCUGGUCAACCAAACACAAACCAAGACCCAGAAACAACACCAAACGACWUCACAACUCGGCCAACACUACAAGUUCAAAGAGAGCGACAACUAACGAUCGUAGUGAUGAUUACUAGUCUGUUGCUAUUUUUUUCCCUUGUUCCGUACCUUGUUGUUGUUUCAUUGACUACAUAUUGUUCUCUUUGUAAUCAGAACUAUCUGUAUGCAGCUUUUAUGGUUUCUGUUUCCAUUUUCUUCCUCAACUCCGUCAUCAACCCUUUCCUAUACGCCUGGCGCCUGCCUCAAUACAAACGAUCGUUCAAGACGGUGUUCACUAACUGCUUUUUGAUUGCAAGGAUUCAUAAGAUAUUUUUCCCGUAG